AUGAUAAUCAUACCAGAAAUAGAUGGGACAGAUCCUCGGAUAAUCGACAUAAUGAAAGGGCUGGCAGCACAGCUGGAGGAUCUGUACACUUAUAACGAAUAUACCUUCCUGUCUAACGCAGAUCAAAAGCAAAAGCAGCUGGAAGAGAGAGUUUCAAGUUUAGUUGAGUCCACAAAGGAAAAGCUGAGCGAAAGUCAGCUUUCUCCUACCUACAGAGCAUACUUCUGGCUUAUCAUUGGGAUAGCAUACAAUGUCUACGACAUUUAUCACGAUCAGGCCGCCACUUGCUUCCAUACGUCCUUACGAUUUGACCCCACCAUCCCUGAGACAUAUCUGCAGCACGGCAUAAGCAGCAUCAAAGCAGGGGCAUGGCGGAGAUCUGAACUUAUGUUGGCGAAAGCAAGGUCCAUGCUUCCCGGAGACGAGAGACCGCUGGUGAACCUGUCCCUACUCUUUAGACUGCGUCCCCAAGACCUUUACCCAGACUCCUUAGCACGGGCUGUCAUGAUGGGGCGGAGCGCUGUACAGAUUAACCCUAACAGCUGUCAAGCCUGGUUUGCUCUGGGGAUGUCCACGCUUCGUCUCGCAGCAGAUAGUAAUAGUUCUAAUUUCAGCAGGGCGUCCUGUGCACUUAGACGUGCCAUUCAGAUAAGAGAAAGCCAGGACCUCCCUUUUCCAGAUGCUCGGUUUAAUCUGGCUAUGUUAGCUCGAUUAACCUUGGACCUACAGACCGCGUGGACGCAGUUUCAUACAGCUAGCAUAGAAGACCCUGGCCUCAAGCAGGCGGUAGAGGGCUAUACUGAGAUAGAAGCCCUCCUUUCUAGCAUUACUUUGCGGUUGGGUGAGAGUGCAGUAUCAUUCAAAGAACCUGGAUUUAAGGCGUCCAAAGACGUUCUAGGACUUGACGAGCUGGCUGUCGGGACAUCCGAAGGAACGUUACAGGUGCGCAUAUGUUCACUUAUUGGUCAGGGGAUCCCACAAUUCUAUCUGAUUGAAAACAGCUGUGAUGCAUGUGAAGCAGAAGGAGACGAGAGCAAAAAUCAGGAGCUCGGGGGCAAAUCGGCAGCACAGCAACCAAGAUCCAUCCUGGCCCUUCACCAGGUCUCAUCGGAGCUGGCUGCAGGGGUGACCAUCUGCAUAGCAAAGCCUACAGCUGCAAAUCUAAAGGUCAAGACGACUAAGAACACAUUUCAAUUCCCCAUAGUCACGUCUCAAGAUGAGCUAGUGCGAUGCAUACAUAUAGUGAAGGGAAGAGACCGCGUACCGGUGACAGAGAAGAAUGUGUUCGGUCACAAGAUAACAUCACAGAUAGGGGGACGGUAG
Molecule: messenger RNA, 1323 nt
Organism: Giardia duodenalis
Lineage: Eukaryota; Fornicata; Diplomonadida; Hexamitidae
Exons: 1
Coding region: 1-1323 (440 amino acids)
Molecular function (GO): protein binding
Source: RefSeq, a predicted model, not a curated record